Molecule: messenger RNA, 2353 nt
Organism: Drosophila eugracilis
Lineage: Eukaryota; Metazoa; Arthropoda; Insecta; Diptera; Drosophilidae
Exons: 2
Coding region: 307-2148 (613 amino acids)
Source: RefSeq, a predicted model, not a curated record
UUAUUUAUAUCAAUGUUUUAAAAUUAAAAUAUUAUUUUUCGUAGAACAAUAAUACUAAUAUUUUGAAAUCAUAUUAGAUUUCAAAUUCCCCACCGAUUUUAUACUAAAAAAUUACGACAUGGUGGCAACUCCACCGGUAGCCCGCGCAAGCAAUGAAUUGAGAAGGUGCGAAAGAGCACACCCUAUAGCACAUGUGACUCGAGCGAGAGAGGGCGAGAAUCAGAGAGGUCGAAGAAAAACACGCGUUGCUGCGGCAGAAAUUUCUGCCGUUCACAAUAUUUUGAAAAGAAAUCCAGAUCCGACGAAAUGUCCAGCUCCGGGAGAAAGCGCAAGCAGCAGCUAAAGCCGCGGCAGGAUGAGCACCGGUCACCGUUGAAGCGGCGCAGUGUCGACAUCAAGUCGGAACCUUUGGACGCCUAUCCGGCGUUGGCCGAUUACGAUUUAAUCACUGCGGACAUCAAGCCGGAUCUCACGGAGCUCCAACUGCAGCUCGUGGUCGAGCAGCAGGUGGCCACCACCUCUAAUCACUUGGAAUUGGACCACCAAGAGAGCGAUUCCGACGAAGAUGGCUAUUCAGAACUUAACUACCAGGCGGCGGAUGUCUUCUGUCAGGACGAACCGGAUGACUACGACCCAGAAUGGAGCAACAAGCAGACGGGCUCUAGAUUGUUAUUUAAGUUCCCCACGCCCAGCCAAACUGGCCUAAAAUUUGGAAAACGUUUUCAAUGCCCACAGCACUACUUCAACCAGCUGCUGGGCAGUCGCCCCAAGUUCUUUAGUUCCCUAGCCCAAAGCUGUAACAUAAAGGGUGGAGCAUCCAAAUCCCUGUCAACUAGCGCCGAGGAAAUGGAAACCUUUGUGGCACUCUCCCUGCUUAUGAGCGAUCUGAAGCUCCCGCACGUAUCGGAUUACUGGAGUAAUAACUUGUACUACGGUUUCGUAGGUUUCACUGGAAAGAUGACCCUCGAACGUUAUCAGCAGCUUUUGCAGUGCCUUAACUUCGAUGCAUUGCAGCCACAGACGGCAAACGCCAAAGCGAAGAACUUCCCACUCCUAAACUUUCUUAACGACCGCAUGGCGGAGGUAUACGUUUGCGGCCAGCAACUGGUCCUCAAUGAACCGAUCACCUUGUGGAAAGGUAGAUUCAGCUACCAGGAUGACCUGCCUAACAAAUUCCGGACCAACUCAUUAUUGUUACAUAUGCUAACUGAACAGAGUGGCCUGGUGGUAAAGCUUCUACCGGAGAUUGUGCGCAAGGAGGAUUCUCCUGCAUGGGUGCGUAAUUCCCGGCAGCUAGUGGAACAUCGAAACGAAUUGGCCCUGAAACUAAUGGAGGAUUAUCAAGUGGGACAAACUGUGUACGCCUCAAAGUUUUAUGGUAGCUACGGCCUGGCUCAUGAGCUGGCCAAGAGAAGCACUUAUUGCACCGGACUGCUGGAUAGGAAUAGAUAUGGCAAUAGCAAGGCACUAGUGCAUCAGCGAUUGGCUUCCAAUAGUAUAUCUACCAGCUAUGCCACAUCCCUAAUGAUGGCCAAGUGGCGACGACGAGCAAAGAGCUUGUACUUUUUUAGCUCUGAUUGUUUGGCCAUUUAUGCAAAGGAGCUGUCUAUGCAGAAGACUAACGCUAGACCCAAAUUGAUCCAAGAGUUGGACUGGCAAUUGCGACCCGCCAACGAGAGUCGCCAGCACUUGAUUCACUACCAACCAGCCUGCCAGGAGCUUCCGGCGGACAAGAAGCUGUCAAUUUUCCUACUCAACAUUCUUGUGUACAACGCUUAUCUGCUAUACUUGAACGGUCAGAAUCCACGUGGUGGGCACGUUAAAAGCUAUCCGGAGUUCCGGGUGGCCAUAAUCAAGUCACUUCUAAGGGAAGAAGUGAUUAGUGAAUCCGUAUCAGUCAGUCCAAAGAAGCCAGACGAACUUGAAAAGGUCAAGAACAAGCCGGUACCUGAGGCUAAGGUCAAGGCUAUCCGGCACGAACCCGUGGUCAUCCAGCAGAAUGGAAAACCAGCCCGAAAGAACUGUCGGCAUUGCCACAAAGGCGGAAUGUUGCAGUUCAGCAAAUAUAUGUGUAACUCCUGUCCGGACAAACCGGGUCUGUGCCAGGAACCCUGCUUCAGACUGUGGCAUGAGCAGCUAAAGAAAUAACCAUAUUGAUAAUUUUGUGGACCAAGUAAAUAAAAAAAUUUUUAAGAAAGUGCCUAAUUGUUUUUCCUAUACCGAUUUAGCACUAUUGAUUGGCGACACAUUUUUGCGUAGAAACGAUUGGAUUUUAAGCCAUCAUAAUUUACGAUGUAAAUACCUUAAAAUAAAUACGACUCCCAAAAAUUCAAGUUUUUAAACCUAAAAAACU